Molecule: messenger RNA, 1956 nt
Organism: Sporisorium graminicola
Lineage: Eukaryota; Fungi; Basidiomycota; Ustilaginomycetes; Ustilaginales; Ustilaginaceae
Exons: 1
Coding region: 1-1956 (651 amino acids)
Source: RefSeq, a predicted model, not a curated record
AUGGCAAGUCUCGACACCACCCUAACAGCAACCUCAUCGCGGCUGAGGGUCAAUGCUUUCUCUCCCGACAUCAAACAAGAGGAAGUCGUUUCUCAAGACAACCACCAAAAUCAGCAGCAGCAGCAGCAGCAGCAGCAACAACAACACCAUCAAUACCCGCACAAACCGUCACGGUCCAUCGAUAUGGCCCUGCCAACGCAUUCGGAGAGCUCAAGCUCUGCUGCAGGCAUCCGCAAGAUGAAAUGGACUGUGGCGGCAGGUCUUGCUCUGCUAGGUUUCUUCUUGCUGCUAUCCAGCGGCGCCGAUCGCUACGAUUACACAGCAAGCACCUCGUAUCUCUCUUUGUCAUCCUCGUUCGCAUACAGACCAACCUCGGUUUCGAUCGACGAGGUCAUGGCCAAAUGCGCCAUUACGGCCACUCAUCGAAUUGCGUGCAAGGUGCAGCACGCCGCCGAGCUGGCCGAGCAGCUUGUCUCGCGUCAGUCGCGCACUCCACAAGACGCCGUGCUCGUCUACAAGCGUCGUUAUCGGCGUGCACCCCCUCGCGGCUUCGAGGCGUGGGUCAAGCUGGCUCUCAAACACAAUGCUACCAUCAUCGACGACUACGACCAGAUCGAGGUGGAUAUCAGCGCUUUCCGUCAAGCAGGGCUCGUGGGUGACAAGCUCAAGAGAAGGAUCCUUGAGGCAAAGGCCAAGCUGCCCGGAUACGAGUUUGGACAACUGAGCAUCAUCGGUGGGCAAGCUGUCGCUCUUGGUCCCGAUUACGGUCCACUUUCGACUAGUACGUUGAUCGAUCUCCUCGAACCGGUCCAGCACAUCAUUCCAGACGUCUCGGUACCGUUCAACUGGUUUGCAGAGCCACGAGUGCCCCAUCCCUCUGCAAAAGCCUCUAUUGGUCCUUUCGAGUCGAACAACUUGUCGGGAAUGGAUCCCACUGAUGCGUUGCGCAAAGCAUGUCCGUCCAACCACCUGACACCCAACAGGCCUUGGGACGCGCUGCUGCCCCCGCUCGACUACUGCAGCGAGGACCACCAAGAGCUGGGUGGACUGCACGGCUUCUUGCAGGCUCCCGGCAGCUUCAUUCCACUGAACAAGCUGGUUCCAGUGCUUUCGAGGUCCAAGAUGUCCAACUUUGCCGACAUCUUGGUGCCCAACGUCUGCUACGGUAACGAAAUCUACCGUGGCUACCCGGACACGGUGCCAUUCGAGAACAAGCAGGAUACGCUCUACUGGCGCGGCACCACGACAGGUGAGUUGCAGACGCCGACCACUUGGGCGCGCGGACAUCGGCACCGUGCGCUGCGCUAUGUCAAACAGCUUCGUGAAGCGGCAAACAAGUUGACGACGGGUGUCGAGGUGGACCCCUUCGACGCGAUCUAUGCGCCGAACCGGACUGUUGCUCCCUCGCGGGAGUCAUUCCACGUUGCUGGCAACACGUUGCCUCUGUUUGACUACACGGACAACAUGGUAGUAGACGCGCUGAAACGACUGGGCUACAAGGUGUUUGAUGUAGCCUGGAACAUGUUUGUGUUGGCCGAUGAUGCAACGAUGGCCUCGCUCCAGGCAAACCAAGUGACCACGGGCACCGAGGAACGUAACCGGGUCUACAAGCACAAGUACGCGCUCGACUUGGACGGCCAAUCCAUGUCGUGCCGUUACUACCAGCUGCUGGCGUCCAACUCGGUGGUGUUCAAGCAGACAGUCUGGUCCGAGUACCACGACGACCGUCUGGUGCCGUGGAUCCACUUCGUGCCUUUGGAUCUGCGCAUCGAGAACAACGAGCUGCCGCUGCUACUCGACUUCUUCAUCAACCAUGCUCAGGGCCCCGCCACCGCGGCCAAGAUCGCCGCCGAAUCCAAGCGCUGGGCCGACGCAACGCUUCGCCCGAUUGAUGUGUCGCUCUACUAUGCCAGGCUCCUGAUCGAGUACGCCGAGAUCUAUCAGCCUCCGUUCUGA